AUGAUAUACCACCACCUGCUGAUAGUGGAAGUGCAGAAGGACGAAGACCAUUACUUCGAGUCAAGGCAUUACUGUUGCCUAUAUCAUUUGGAGGAGCAAAGCCCUGAGCUGUCUACAAGAAAUAGACCGCGUGGGGUCUCGGACGCUAGUAACGUUGAUGUUAAGAAGAUGGAUAUUAGUGAACUUGGAUUUACGCCUGCCGAAACUAUCGAAGAUGAAUUCGAGAGUAACGGAAAAACUUCGCUCGUGGAAGAUUUAAUUGAGGAUACCGAAGAACUAGAUACAGUACUCAAAAUGGAAGUGAAUAAAACGAACGAAGUAGUUAACUCUGAUCCAUUUUCCCUAAAUGAAGCGCCCUCCUCUCGCGAACAGACCGUAUCGCUAAAAGAAUAUGACGAAUUAAGAUUGAAACUAAAAAUACUAGAAAAUAAACGUCAGGAAGAUAGAGAGAGAAUGCGCGAACUUGACAAGUUUAAGUCCGAAGCCGAACAGUUUAUGGCCGUCAAACCAAAACUUCAAAGUAAAAUGACGGAAACGCAACAGGAAGUGAGGGAGCUCAGGAAGCAACUGAAAGAUAUCAAUGCUGAGAAGGAAUUUUUUGAGAAUAAGUAUAACGAAGCGGUAGAAUCUAUGGAGAUGAUGACACUUGAUAAAGAGAUGGCGGAAGAAAAGGCCGAGAAUUUGCAGCAUGAAGUGAAUAUGCUAAAAGAGAAAGUUGAGGAGAUUAGCGUAGAUCUAGAUGUGUUCAAGAAAGAGGGUGAUAUUGUUAGUCAAUCUAGUCUCGAUAGAGAAUCAAGACCAACUGUCGAGAUCAUUCAACUUGAAAAACAUAACGAAAGAUUAAAAGAAGCUCUUAAGUUCGCUUUUAGGCUUCGCGAUAUUUCGAGUGAACAAGAGGCUGAGCUCAAUAAGAAAAUCAAGAAUUUGGAGAAAGAACUUGCUUCUUUGCAGGAUAUACAAGUUCAGCAUGAUCAAGCCAGAGAUCACCUGAAAUUGGCCGAAAUGCAAAUUGAGGAUUUAAAGAACCGAUUGGACGAUGCCAAGAAUGCAGUCGACAUGCUCGAAGAACUCUCGGAAAAAAAUUUAAUCCAAGAAGAGGCAAUUAGGAUUUUUGAAAUUUUUUGUCUUACUAUUUUGCAAAGACUUGAAGAACAACGAGUGAUUAUUGAAGACCUUGAAGCCCUUAAGGAACUGAAUGACGAACUUGAGGAAAGUCAUAUUGAAAACGAAAAGCAGCUUCAAACUGAAAUUG
Messenger RNA from Acaulospora colombiana, 1252 nucleotides. The record is from the annotation of a GenBank genome assembly. NCBI's taxonomy places the organism in Eukaryota, Fungi, Glomeromycota, Glomeromycetes, Diversisporales, Acaulosporaceae.